AUGAUGAUGUCUUCAAGUUCUUCAUCCACUCAACGUCCUUUGGGUCUCUCAGUUGAAGAACUUUUUGCACUUGACCGUCAAUAUCGUCGUAUUGAACAACAACAACAUUUACAACAACUUCAACAACAAGCUCAAGCAAGACAAAAUACAUUAAAUUCAAAUUUAAAUCGUCAUACAUCGCGAUCAUUAGAUGUUAUGAUUUCAAAUGAUUAUCCUAAUACAACAGCAACGGUGAGACCAUCUGUUACAACUACUAAUACUCAACAACAACAACGACCUCCACCGCUACGGUAUGAACCACUACCAUCAUUAGAAAUACAGGGACAUGGUUUUAGAAGUGGGCAGAAUGAAACAACAAACACAAAAUCAUCGUAUGACAAUUACACGGCGGGUAAACCAUAUUGGAAAGAUCGACCAGAUUACCAUACUAGACCAUCGCCACUUCAAGUCAAUUUAUUACAUCAUGCUCCUCAGCCACGUGAAGAAACACAACAUCAUUAUCAACGUUCUCAUUCUAUCGAUCAAUUAACUGAUUAUCGCCAUCGAGAUAAUGUAUUACCAUCACAAUAUACAACAAAUACCGAUCCUUAUCGAACUCUUUACGAUACAAGAACAAUCGGUAGUGCACGACAUCCGAAUGUAAUAACAAACGAUGUUAUUGAUACGACUUCACGAACUUUAUCGGCACGUACUCCUCACCAUUCUUCUGCUGGUGUAUCUUCAAAUAAUUUUGAACAAUCGAAUACCACCAACUAUGAUCCACGAAGUGUGUAUGCAAAUCGUUCUCAAUGGGGAAAUACAAGUUCUAAUGGGAAAUUAUCUUCAGCGCAAUUCGGAAAUACAAUUAUCACAGAAGAUUAUGAUGCACCACCAUCAUCAUCACAAUAUCCACGAUCACACGCAAACACAAAUGGAAGACAUCUAUUAGAGUCUAGUAUACCAUCCUCUACGGUAAAUCCAAUGUCAAAUCAUCAAUCUCACUCUCAUUAUUCCACAACUAUCUACGAUUCACCCGUCUACACCUCUGACAUACAUAAUAGUGGUGAUAAUCGUGCAUCGUGUAAAUUACGUCGUCAACACCCCAUCAAACGUGAAUCAUCACGAAAAAUCGUUGUUCGACCAGUUAUACAAAGACGUCGAGAACCAUCAGUGAGCAGUUCUUGUGAAUCACUCGAUGGAGAUAGACAAGAUCCAUCAUCGAGAACAAACAUGGCAGAUUAUCAUAACUCAUUAAAUGAUCGAACAAAUUUAGAAAAUCUUCGUCAAUCAUAUACAAACUGUGCACCAACAACGCCAACGUUUCCAGAGUCAACAGUUUCAAACCGUUUUAACAGUCAAAAACAGACCUCCGCUAGACCUCACGUUCAACUUCCAUCACAUUUGAAUGGUCUCGAUCGUCCAUCGAACUUUAACGAUGUUCUAUUGAAUGGUUCGAAUACAGUUUGUGACGAUGUUUCAGAUACAGAGAAUAGUCCUGGCCAUCGAUCUUAUCUAACAGACAAUGACGAUGAUUCUGAAGAUAGUGUAAUUGAAUUGAAUUUGUACGAACAACGUCUUCAUAUUGGAAAAUCUUACGAUACAAAUGACAUAAGUGUACAAUUAGAAGGACCAAAAAUUUUAAUACAUUGUCAUACGAUUGAGCCCACAGAUAGACGUGGUAAUUAUCGAAAACAUGAAUUUAAAACCGAAUUAUUCGUACCCGAAGUAGUGGAUGAUGAGACAAUUGUUUCAUAUUUGACCGAAGAUGGAAUUUUAAUUGUUGAAGGAAAAUAUCAUCCAUGGGCAUGGAAAGAAAUUAAAAAACAAAGAAUUUUAGAAAAACAGAGUGAGAAAAAACAACAAUCGGUACCAGCAUCAACCGAUUUACUCUUGAGACGAAGUUCAUCCAGUCCAUUAAUAUUGAAUAAUCAAAAUGAAACAAAUAAUCCAACAAGAAGUGAAGUAGAUCAAAUUUUUCAAUCAAUCUUUGCUCAUUUCGUAGGUUUGGAAAAAGAGAUGACAAAAGUCAACAAUACUCUUCAACCACCGGUAGUCCAAAUGUUACCCACAUCUGAAACAAAUAGUAAUAAAGUUCUUACACAAAAUAAUACUAAUCAUCGUUAUUUUUUGUCGUCGUCGUCGUCACACACAGAGGAUAAAAAUGAAGAAAAACCUUCAAUAAUGACAGCAACACAUGUUAACGAUGAUCAACGUAUAAAUAAUAGGGGUUAA
Molecule: messenger RNA, 2211 nt
Organism: Didymodactylos carnosus
Lineage: Eukaryota; Metazoa; Rotifera; Eurotatoria; Philodinida; Philodinidae
Source: the annotation of a GenBank genome assembly